GCAGCAUGUCACCACAUCUUUCUUUACAUGCUGUAACUUGUGUGUUUGUUGUUUAUCUUCUCUUCUCAUACCAGACUCAAUGUUACUGUCUUCCACAAUGCAACACCACACUGCACCGCUGUGCAAGACAAAUGUGUGUGUGAGAACUUGGGAGGGAAGGAGAGGAUGAACGCCAGCCCAGUCAUCCCUCUUAAAAAUGGCGUCUUGUGAACAAAAUGAGCGAAAAUAGCUUUAGUGUGCAGUGAGUGAGCGGGAGGAGAGGACAGAAGGACAGGAGGAGAGCAGAGGAGGUGCACGGAUCCCUGUGAACACAGCUGCGUUUAUUAAAGCUGCUGAAGAUCGUAGAGCAUCUGUUCUACUGCCCAUCAGAUUAACACAGGAGACAAUAGACAGUGAAAUAUAUGGGGAGAGGAGGGAGGAGGUGCUCCUGGUUGCUGUGACCACCCUCCCCUCCUGCUUCUCCUCCCUCCAUUCCUCCCAGUCUACAGGCUCGUCAAGCGGAGAAAUAAACAGAAGCGAGCGGAGAGACGAGAAGACAUUCCUCCGUCCCCUCCCCCUCGCUAUCUGCCCAUCUUCAUCCAGCCCUUUCUUUCAUGGAGAGGAAUUACCCCGCUGCAGGAUUCGGAGACCUAGGGGCUGGGACGGGAUGGAGUUACGACAGAUCGGCCAAAGCAAGCCUUGUGUAUGGGAGCUCCAGGUCAUCCCACCCGGACUCAGAAUUGCUCCACCGGCAAGCCUAUGGCACCCCACACCCCCUCCAGGGCUAUGCAACCAACCACCACCCAGGAAGUUCCAGACAGGGCGGGGCCUGGGGUGCUGCUGGACGCACACUAGGACUAUCUGGGCUUUUUGAUGCCGGCCUCCACCAUGCUAGCCCCUCAGGACCUGACCCCUCCGUCAUGAAUCUGAUUUCAGCUCUGGAGUCCCGGGGUCCACAGCCCUCACCCUCGGCUUCCUCCCUUCUCUCUCAGUUUCGCACUCCCUCUUGGCAGACUGCAAUGCAUAACCCGGCACCAGCUGAGCUUUUUAUCUCUAGGACACUUCCGGGUUCUGGCUCCUUCCCCUCAACCUCAGCCCUUUCUGCAUACCAGCAUCCUGGCUCCUUCUCUGGACGAUCUUUCACUCCCUCACUAUCUCUGCAGGACACACCUACAUUUAGCCCAACCUCCAGUGGUUUGCUAUCCCCUCACGAUCCCCUGCUGCAUAUCAAAACACCCUCCCAGUCCAGCUUGGGCUUUGAUCGCUUGCUGUCCUCCCAGGGUGCCACCUACCGGAGCACCCAGGAGGCCCCGGCCCCUCCUCAGACUCAAGCCUCUUCCACCUCUUCCAGUUGCCACCUACCCCCUCCUCAGUUCAAUCUGUUGUCCUCUCAGCUCCAUAACCAGUCCUCCCAGCUAUAUAAUGCUUCCAUGUUCUCUUCCACACCAGCCCUGACACCCACAGCACCCCCUUCGUCCCAGCCUCCUUCAGAGAGGGCAGUUUCCCGACAGGAUAGUGUGAUUAAGCAUUACCAACGCUCAUCACCAGCCCAGUCCACAACACUCCCCUUACAGCAAUAUGUCAGUUGUGGUGGAUCAUCAGGCUACCAGCAGAUAGCCAGCCAUCACCGGCAUGAUGGAAUGUCCUGCAGUCCCCUGGGCGAGCAGAGCCCAUCCUCUGACCCCAAGCCCUCACCACGCAUAGAAUCUAAGACGUAUCGACCUAACAUCCAAACUCCCUACACAUCCUCAUCCUCCAGCUCCUCUGCUUCGUCCUCAUCAGGCACUAAGGGAGCCAAGAGUUCCAGCUCCAGUAGUGGAUAUUCCUCUUCAGGCUCAGCAUCAUCCUCUUCCCGUACCCCACAAACUCCACCAUCAGCCUCCUCUGCUUCCUCUUCAUCCUCUUCUAGCUCCAAGACGAGCACUGGAUCCUUGUCUGCUCCCUCUCACCAGCACCCCCCCCCUCAGUCAGCACCGGCACCACCUCCUCUACCAGUGGUGUCAUCCACCCUUAUUCAACAGCCAGCACCCAAACAAUGCCUCUCUGCCUAUGGCUCUUCAUCUGUGGCUAAAUCUAGCACAGGCCUACCAGACCAGACCCCUCCCCAGCAACAUGCCCAGUCCUGCUCUCCCAACCACCCUACACCUACACACAUGGCCCAGUCUUAUGCGGGUUUCAACUCGCCCCAUGCCCAGGACCUGAGCUCUGGCACAGGGGGCACUGGAGGGAAGACUUUCACUGGUAUAGGCUCAGGGGGACGCUCAUUUUCUGCAGAGAUAGUCUUUGGAGACUCAAGCUUUGGCUCAUCUUCUCUCAGAAGAUCAGGCAGUCCUUCCUUAGGGUAUGGAGGUGCUGGAGGAUCAACAGGAAGUGGACCCAUGUCAGGAGCUCUUGCACUUGGCAGUGUAGUUGGAUCUGCAGGAUCAGUGAGUGCUGCUGCUGCUGCUGCUGUUGUUGGUAAUGGUGGCAACUCUUACCACCUGCCUGAGUCUAGUCCAUCACCCACCAUCCAUUCUAAUAUCAGUCGCCCUGGUUUGCAUUCCCCUGCUUCUGCUCGCCCUGCACAGUCCCCUGGAGGCUCAGGGGCCACCAAAUACUUGUCCUCCAUCCUCUCUCCUGCGUUUAUAUCCUCACCACAAGGUUUCCCUGAUACACAACCACAGGCCCAGUCCUUUCAUUCAACACCACCCAAGCCGAAAACAGAGACCAACAUUCUGGGAGUUGAGCGAACCCAAGAUGAGGCAGAGGAAGAUGAUGAUUUCCUCAUCCAUCACCUACUACAUGCCCAAAGCUCAACUCCCCAUCCAUCCCAGCAUCACCCACCUCAGCAACUACCUCAACCACUCCCACAGACUAGGGAUGCGGAAGGCAAGGGGGUGACCUAUGAAAUUAACAAGAUCUCAGAAGAACGCUACCACCUUCAAAGUGUCAUUCGUACCAAUAGCACCACCAGCAGUUCAGGUCCUGGUACAAUUAGUGACACAGCAAGUGGCUUAAACCUUCAGUUGGAAAUAUCACAGAAGAAACAGCAGCAGACCAAGUCGGAGUUGACCAUAUCAAAGUCCACGGCUGGAGGGGUAGGAGUGGUCACUGACUCUUUUUCCCUCUCCCAUACUACCCAUUCCCAUCAACAACAGCAUGAUUCCUUGGGUUCUGUGGUCCAUUAUGGAAGAGGGGACCCCUACACCCAGCACCCUCACUCUCAACAUUCUCAUCAUACCCCACAUGUGUCUUCACACACUCAGCAACACUCUCAGCACUCCCAAAUCUCACAGCACUCUCGGCACACUCAACACACACAACACUCUCAACAUUCUCAGCAUAGCCACCCCCAUUCCCACUCACACAGUCACCCUCACAUGGAGUUGAAGAAGCCUUCAGAUGCAAAUGAUAAUGCCUAUCUACAAGAUAUGCAGCAGGCUAGACAAAACCAGGUCCCCCUUUCUCUGAUGGAUUCUUCACCAGACCCUCCCCAGCAAACUCACAUGCUGCAAUCUGUUCUUUCCCACACCACCCGCACCAAGAUGGACCCAGAGCAAGCCCCUUCCCAACAACAGCAGCAACAGCAGCAGCAUCCUUUGAGCCAGCAGGCCAUGAUCAGUUCAGCUGGAGGAACAGGGCCUGCUGGGGUGGACGCCCACCCACAGAAUCAGUCCUCACAGUUGCAACUCCAGCUCCAAACCCAGGGUAUAGAUACCCACUACAACCUUGGAGGUCAACCAAGAGAUCAAACACAAGCAAGUCAGAGCUCAGUAUCUCCACUAGAUAUGCUAGAACAAUCUCUUUCCCGGACAAACAGUAGAGACAGCAGAGGAGCUCUGGACAGAACUGGGGUUGGGGUAACUGUUACAGGAGGGGAGGGAGGAGGUGCAGACAGACAUAGACAGCAGCACAGACUUACACCCCACCACCAUUCCCAACAGACAGCCUCAGAUAUCCAUGACUUUCUUUCUGAACCAGAUUUGGGCUUGUCCACCCCCUCACACCUGCACCACCUCAGCCAGCCUCAAGCUCAUGCCCACCCCAAUGCCCAACACCAACAGCAAGCGCACACUCACCAUCAGUUGUCACAUUCUCAGUUAGCUCACCCACACUCCCACCGGAUGGCAACAAAUAUGGGAACUCACCAGCACCGGCAAAAGCCCCAACAAAGAGAACCUGAAACCCAGCUGUCACACCCCCAGUUAGACCAGCUCAAACAGCACCAAUUUGACACAGUGACCCCAGUGGGUAAAGUCAGACAAAAUCCAGCUCAGCAGCCCCAGCGGUUUGCACCUCUAACAUCAAUCUGCUUUCCAGAUUCUCUCUUACAUGAUGAAGACCGGUCUUUCUUUCCUGAGAUGGAGGACAUGUUUUGUUCAGCUGAUUAUAAAUCAAGCUGUGCUGGGGAUUCUGGGGCAGGACAGGCUGCUCAAGAAAGCAUAACCCAGGGUCAUGGGCAAGAGGGUAUGGAGGCCUUAAAAUCAGGAGGAGCUGGAGAGGGGUAUGAUAUGGUUGGUCACCACAGUGAUCAAAGCUAUGGACAGUACUGCCACAGCCUUCCAGGACCAGGAAAUGGCAACCUGCACUUAGACCUCGACUCUAUGAAGACACAUGAGCUCCCUUCCACUGUGAAUACAGAUCAGCUUGGCCUCAUCCAGUCCCAAACUCCCACUAUGGGAUUGAGCUCAGCAGUUCAAGGUGAUGGCUCAGUCAACAAGAUAAUUGGAGCUGUUGGAGUGGGUGGAAGUUCGAACACUACUGGUCUGACCUCACCUAUCUUUUGUUCCUCUCGUCCCAAAAAACUGCUAAAGACCAGCUCAUUUCACUUGCUUAAACAGCGGCGCGAGCUUCAACCUCAAACAAAGAAAAACUAUGCGCAGGAGUAUGAAUUUGAGGAUGAUGAGGAUAAAGCUGAUGGUCCAGCUGAUAUUCGCCUCAAUAGUCGACGACUACCUGAUCUGCUCCCAGACUUGGUGUCUAGUUGUAGGAAGGCUGGUGGGGUAUCAGGAGUAAGUGGGCUCAGUCCAGUAAUUGGUGACAUAGACUUUUGCCACCCCUCCAACUACUCUUCCCUUGGACACCCUACACAACCAACCCAUCAUGAUGGCCCUAAGAAAAGAGGCAGGAAACCAACUAAACCUAAACGUGAAGGUCCACCUCGCCCACGAGGUAGACCACGCAUACGUCCUCUUCCAGAGCCUCCUUACUGCAGGGGGCUGAUGGGAUUAGUGCCUGGAGAAAGUAGGAGGGGUCGUGGACGAGGUCGGGGGCGAGGCAGAAGGGAGGAAGGGCUUGUGGAAAUGCAUCAAGAUAUCACCAAAGCACAAAGCCUUUCAUAUCACCAUCAGCACCAACAGCAGCAUCAACAGCAACAGUUCAGCCAACAGCAGCAUCUCCAACAGCAUUCUCACCAACAUAACAGACAGGCAGACCACCACCAGGCACCACAACAACAGCAUCACCUGCAUCAUCAGCAGCAUGUUUCCUGUCCUCACCAACAACCACAUAAUCAACAGCAGCAACAUCAACAUCAACAGCAUCAUCACCACCAACAACAACCAUCCCAGCAGCCGCAGCAAGAUCCAAUCAGACCUAUCAAGAAACUACCUGUUCCCGCCCUACUUCCAUCAGAAACCUCAUUGAGAACAGACUCACUAUCCAGCACAGAGCCAGUUCUCUCUGAUGGAUCAGUGGGGUCAGCACCAUCUCUGGGCCUGAGUCCUAGACCCAGCACUGCCAUGGAGAUCAGAAGAAAUGAGCUAAACCAGACUCAAGACAAGCUGAUGAAGCAUCAGCAGAAAACUGGAGAGAUCAUGUGGAAAAAAGAAAUGGACGAUCCACUGAAUCCAGAAGCCUGGAAUCCAGAAGCUACUAUGCAGAAACUCUCCAGUUCAGCUGAUGAGAAGGCCUUCGACUUCAAACCUGGUUUCAUGGCCUCUUUUUUGGACUUCCUGAGGACAGGCAAAAAACAGUUAGGCCUUGAACUGGGACAUGAUGGCAGUGAGCAGGAAGUUCUAAACCCCUGUUCCUCUCUAAAUGGAGGCAUCAGGCCCUUAUCGCCGCUUCCUCCUCCCCUACGACCAACUCCUCCACAGCAGCCUACAGGGACAUUCAGUGAGGGAGGGCAAGGCGAGGGGGCAGAUCUUGCUCUCAGCAGCUGCCCAAGUCCCUGCAAACCUCUGGAUGAGGAGUUAAAAAGGAACCUGGAGACGCUGCCCUCCUUCUCCUCUGAUGAGGAGGACUCGGUCAGUAAGAAUCAGGACCUGCAGAAGAGCAUCUCAUCUGCAAUCUCUGCCCUCUAUGACACCCCACACUCGCUAGCUGCUGCAAUGGCAUCUGCCAUGGUUAAAGCCCCACCCACCUUGUCUCCUACCGCACAGGAGCCACCCCUCAGCCCCCCUGUACCUGUCAUGCCUCCCCUCAUCCCCAGUAUGCAAAAUAGAAAAGAGGAAACACUCACAUACAAUCAGCAUCAACAGGACAAGGAAGAACAUGAAUUGUUCUCCCCACAGUCAAACAGAGAAAAAGCAGAUGAGGGGGUACUUGAGCAAGUAGGAGAAGAGGAGGAGGAGGAGGGAAGAGGAGAAACUGUAGAUAAUGAAGAACUAAUGGGAGAUCCACAGAAUCUACAGCAGGAUACCCUGGAAGAAGAGCAGGAAGAGAAAGAAGAGGAAAGAAUGUCUGAAAUUCAGAUUUUGGAGGUUCUUAAGGUUCAAGAUUCUCCAGCAGGACCUGUGCUUGUCCCUGCACCUCCAUCCCCAUCAACAUCCAUCUCCCCCUCACCACCCACUUACUCUUCACCCUCACCCCUCCCUCCCCUGUGUCUCUCCUUACCCUCGCCACUGCCGACCCAACAGGAAGAGGAAGCGGUGAAUCCAACUUAUCCUCCUUCUGAGCAGCAGCAGCAGCCCACAUUCCAACCGGCUCAAACUGCAGGCACCUCCCCACCCCCCUCCACUUCUCCUCCAGCCAUCCUGUCUUCACCACUCUCCAACUUUCCUCUGGGCCAGUCCAUCCCUCCCCCAUCCACCACACCUCCCCCAUCAUCCUCUGAUCAGGACCAGGAACCUGAAGUUGGACAGCAUUCCCCCUCCUCUUCCUCACCCUCUUCAUCAUCCUCUCCACCACCAUCACCUCCAACCCCGGAAGAGGCCCUAGCAUCCCAACGUCUUACCUCCCUCCACUUGGCAAAGAAACAGGCUAAUGCUGCCAUAGCUGGCGAGAGUGAAGAGGAGGACAGUGAGAGUGGAGGCGAGGGAAUCUUUCGUGAACGGGAUGAGUUUGUGGUUCGGACUGAGGACAUUGGAACUCUUAAGAUGGCUUUGCAGACAGGCCGAGAGCCUCCACCCAUCUGGAGAGUACAGAAAGCCUUGCUCCAGAAAUUCAGUCCAGAGAUCAAAGAUGGUCAAAGGCAGUUCUGUGCAACCAGUAAUUAUCUGGGUUACUUUGGUGAUGCUAAAAUGUGCUACCAGCGCUUGUACGUUAAGUUCUUGGAGAAUGUCAACAAAAAAGAUUAUGUCAGAGUGUGUUCUCGAAAGCCAUGGCACAGAGCUGGUCUAACUCUGAGGCGCCAGUCACUACCUAAACAGCUGCCCACCAUUCACAAUCAAACUCCACCUCGAGUGGAGAGAGAUGACAGAGACAAGGAAAGACAGAAAGAGAGAGAGCUGAAGGAGCAAAGAGAAAAAGAACAAAGAGAAAGGGAGCACAGGGAGAACGUAGAAAAGGAGCAAAAGGAAAGAGAGAGAAGAGACAAAGAGAAAAGAGAGCAAAAAGAAAAGGAGAAACAGGAGAGGGAGCAGAAAGAGAGGGACUUUAAAGAAAUAGAGAAGAUGGAGAGGGGAAAGGACCAAGAGCAAAAAGAGAAGGACUGUAGAGAAAAGGAAAAAGAAGUGGAAUGGGAAAAUACCAGGGAGAGUGAAAGAGUGGAGAAAGAUCAGAAAGAGAGGGAUAGAAGAAACAGGAAGCAAAAAGAGGACAAACGGGACAGGGUGCAGAAAGAAAGGGAAAAACAGGGAAGAGAAAUGAAAGAAAGGGAGAGACAAGACGGGGAGUGGAAAGAAAGGGAAAGACAGGAGAGAGAACAAAAAGAGAAGGAGAGACAGGGGAGAGAGCAGAGAGAGAAAGCACAGAAAGAAAAGGAAAAUGAACAGGUCAGUCAGGAGAGAGAGCAAAAAGAGUGGGAGAAACAAGAGAAGGAUGAGAAGCAGAGAGAGAGGGAGCGGAAGGAGAGGGAUAAAGAGAGGGAACAGAGAGAAAAGGAGGAAAGAGAGGAGAAAGAGAAAAGAGACAGAGAAGUGCGAGAGAGGAGAGAUAGCACAGUGGAGUUGAAGGAGCAUAAGAAAGGAGGAGAGAAGAAGAUGGAGCGCGACCCCAGAGCCAGAACCUCAAAGGACAAUGCAGAGCCUCCUCCCAAGAAAAGGAGGAAGUGGCUGAAGGAGGUGCCAUCUUCCUCCUCUGAGUCAGACUCCUCCCCACCCAGUGAUGAGGAAGGGUCUGUGCAGGGUGGAGUUAAUAGCCGGGCUAUGAGGGAGAUGUUCAGGAGCUACGUGGAGAUGCUGGUCAGCACAGCACUCGACCCUGAUAUGAUCCAGGCAUUGGAGGACACUGAUGAUGAGUUGUACCUUCCACCCAUGAGGAAAAUUGAUAGCCUACUCAGUGAACAGAAGAAGAGGUUGUUGAGGAGAGUCAACAUGAGUGCUCAGCACCAGGAGGCUUUGCAUAUAUUCCCCAAAAUGACAGCAGACCCGCUGGAUUCAGGAGCUGUCAAAGUUCAUCUUGGUGGGGAGGGCUACAAUCGCAAAACCCUCAACUGGGUGAAGAGGAAUAUUCCCAAACAACAGGAUCUGAAGCUCUCAAUUGAGACUUGCCGGAUCUACAGCCUGUAUCAUUCCCUUCACCACUACAAGUAUCACACCUUCCUGCACUGCAAGAGGGAGACAGACAGUAUUGAGCAGGCAGCAGAGGACCCCGGCCAGGAGGAGGUGGUGCAGCAGUGCAUGGCUAACCAGGGCUGGCUGGAGAGCCUCUUUAACUCCUUCAUGGAACUGCUGAGCCUCAGUGCCAAAGCCUGAUGGAUGACCUGAUGGCAGCUCCAAGCUCACACAUCAACCUGCAGUAUUAUGUAUGUAGGUGGAGGCACCCAGAGUUUGUGAAACAAAAGAAGGUGUUGGGUCCAGCAAGAACAGCCACUGUUGGUAUGUUCAUGGGAGCUUUCACUUUUAAAGUACCUAAAGUACCUCUUGUUUUCAAGAAACCUAUUGAAACGAUGUGAAUGUGAUGGAUUUUCCUCAAAAGUCAAAGAAAGGGACCACGAGAUAAUUCAGUGAACACUACAAAAGAGAUUUUUGUCACCUCAUUCUGUGACCUACAGAAUGUCGAGA
Molecule: messenger RNA, 9344 nt
Organism: Larimichthys crocea (large yellow croaker)
Lineage: Eukaryota; Metazoa; Chordata; Actinopteri; Sciaenidae
Gene: prr12b
Product: proline rich 12b
Exons: 17
Coding region: 594-9035 (2813 amino acids)
Source: RefSeq, a predicted model, not a curated record